AGAGACAGAGAGAGAGAGAGAGACAGAGAGAGAGAGAGAGAGAGAGAGAGAGAGAGAGAGAGAGAGAGAGAGAUGAACUGAGAAGAGUUGGUUGUUUCUAUCUCACUGACCUGCAGGACAGAAGCUUCUUCACUUAGAAUUGAAUGCGGCUCAAACGCAGCUGUAGAUGCUUCUAAAAGCAAACACGUUCUGAACAGAAACGAUGAUGAUGAUGAUGAUGAUGAUGAUGAUGAUGAAGGCUGUGUGUGUGGUUGUGUGUGUGUUUCCCGUCCGUGGUGUGUGUUUCUCUCGUGGGGCGAGCGUCUCGUCGUGUGUGAACAUGAAGCCCGGCCACAUCAGCUCCUUCCCACAACACACACACACACACUCCACCGUCUCCGUGCGCUCCGGCCGAUCAGUGUAUCUGCCGCGACACACACUCACAGUAACGGUUCAGAGUUCGCGGGCGUUCAUGGGCUUUCUGCUGCAGGCUCGCUCUGUAGUGGAGGACCGUGUGGUCGGUGGUGAGUUCACUCUUCAUCCUCCCGGCACACACACCCUGUCCUGCCUCGGCACGGACGACACCGUCACACACUCGGCCAAGAUGCUCAAGAGGAACCUGUCCUUCAGCUGGAGGGCCCCGGCUCAACCCAGCGGAGACCUGCGCUUUUACAUCACACUGGUUCAGUCCUACUUUGUGUACUGGUCUCGGAUCAGAUCGGCAGUGGUGCAUGAUGGGACGCGUAGUUCUCCAAUCACUGACAGCAUUACGGGACAACCGAUGGUGAACACGACAGUCUCAUUACUGGAGAAAACAGUCAAACACACAUCCCUGUCUACACAUGCUAACACACACGCCAACACGAACUCAACAUUUACCACAUACAUCGACACACACUCGACACACAACACGCACGCCAGCACACACAAAGUCACGUAUACACACGCUGACACUCAUGCACCACAUGACACGCGCACUGACACUCACUCAACACACAGCACACAGAUAAUCGCAUUCAUACACACUAACACACGCUCGACGCACAACACACCAACCCCAUCUAAACACGCCGACUCACACACCAACACGCUCUCCAUGCAUAACACACACAUGAUCGCAUCUACACACUCUGACACACAUGCACCACAUAACACACACUCAACACACAACACAAAUACAAUCCCAACUUUUAACACACACACCAACGCACAAUCGUUAAAUACACCACAUAACCCAGACAUUAACACGCACUCAACACACAACACACACACUAAUAUGCACUUAACAUCAAGCAUUGCAUCUUUUAACACACAAUCAUCAAGUGUCACUCAAACACCUCUGUCCUCAUCUACACAAACUGUCCCAGACACACCAUCCUCUCAGAGCGUCUCAACACAUAACACAAACACCCCAACACCUGACAACACACACACUGUCCCAAAUCCACUAUUACAGACUCGUGCAUCUCUACAGAUGACGACACACACCUCCCCACCUCCAGCACACACUCAUAAAACACAGUUCUUCACCGCCUCCAUCCAUCCCGGACCGUCGCCGGCUCCCCGACAAGCCCUUUCUGACUUUCUGACCACGGAUGGCGCCGUCUCCCUGACCCAGCGCAAAAAACACCCGUUUGGAGAUGUUCUUAAUCACCCUAAACAAGCCAAAGACCCGUCUGGAGUCCCGGAGGGAGGCAUCGAGAGGCCAGAGCGUGCACCCAGGCAGAGUGCAUUCGAGCUGGGUUUGCUGCUGGGCCUCUCGGCUGCGCUCGGCAUGGCCAUUGCCGCGGGGCUCCGUUACCUGCAGAGGAAACACUGUCGCAAACAUACAGCUGUGUCGCUUAACGACUGUAACCAUAACGACAGGGGCAUCCUCCAUGUACAGGAGUGCGGAGACCUGGUGCAGGUGCGCAAAAUACGGCAGAACAGUUUCCUGGUGCUCCAGGCUGAGUACAACCUCAUCACACCGACCGGAAACUGAACAUGCACAUGUUUUUGAAAGUUGAAUAGUUUGGUGUCUGAAGGAUUUUUUUAAACGUCUUCUGCUCUACUUUUGCUUACCCCAUUAGCAGAUUAUUUAGCUUGUUUCAAGCGUAUUUUUUACUUGUUUUUCAUUUUGUUUGGUUUAGUUAUCCUAGCAACCACCCAGAAUACUCUAGAUGCUGUAUAGAAUUAACUUAGCAACCACCUAGAACACCCUGGCAACUGUGUAGCAUUGCAUUAGAAACCAAAUAAAUCGUCAUAGCAACAUUACUUCAGCACUUUAGCUGAAUCCUUAAAACAUUGCAAACCUUUUUAUCUGUAAUAGGACUUGUUUCAUCUACUCGAGUGGGUCUCAAUUUUUUAAAUCAAAUACCAACUCACAAAAUAUUUGGCUCUCCAACGUACCACCAUGAUGACCGUCAUUAAAAUACAGUAGCGUAGUAGGUCUAAUUAUUCAGCUGCAGCUAUGCCCAGUUCAAAAAUGAGGCACUUUUAUCCCUAAUGAGAAUGUUUAUUAUUGCUGGCCACUUUAAACAUUGUAAAUACAGUUUGGACAUUAACACUGCACUUUGCUUACAUACAGAUGAAUAAAAAACUGAUGAAUAAAUUAAAAUGCACCGUACUGUACAUUCCUGUACAAGUUGAGGAGUCAAGAAGCAUCUCGACCCACUCAGAGACGAUUCGGAGUUGUGGAAUGAAGGACACGACGCCUCUGUUCCCUCCAUCAGGGAACGAGGGUUACUAUACGUAACCAAGAUGUUGCUUCCUGUCAUUCUCUUCGAUGUUGUAUCGAGUGUAUGACAGUAGGGGUCCCUAUACGAAACGCCACGACUGCUGAACUGUGUCACGAGUCCAGUGGGUGCAGAUGUUGACAGGCCAAUGUGUCAUAACCAACUCCUUCUCGUAACCUUCCAACGGCCUUUUCCUACAAUAAUACUUACCGUAAUUACAGCAGAAAAGUUUCGGUAGUAAUGUCGGGACAGUGACUAUUCCACAGGGGAGGAACUUGUUGACAGAAUGUCUGUCUUAGGCAAACACUCAGCCCAGAGGCAGAGGAGAAGAGCCACUACAUGUGGAGCACUAACCCAAAACAAGAGUUUACUCAAGGCAGCCUACCUUGUCAGGAGUUCCAAUAGCAAGGUCUUCCUCCUGCCUUUGCUAAGAAAAGUGCGUAUGUAAUGGAAAGGGUAGUCCGGAGUCCAUGAAGGAAACCUGUGCCGGACUGGUUAAGUGUACAACCAUUCUGAGAGUGGGUCACACUGAAAACAAGCUCUUGUCUCUUGAGUCAAAAACUGAGAUUGAGAACUCUAGAAGAGACCAUGGCUCCUGAGAUGCAGCCAUGCCCCUGGUAGAGUGAUCCCUCACUCCCAGUGGGCAAGGUAGGUCUCUGACCUAAAAGAAAGCAGAAAAAGAGCUGAUCAGAAACUCUGAGGGUAUUCUAAGUAUUUGCGUAGGCCUUACACUGGGGUCACCUUCUUACAAGGGGAUAGCCAGCAACCUGGUUCCUAAAAGGACUGGUGGGAACCUUGGACUCAUGUUCAGGCCGAGGCCCCAGGAUAACGUGAGAGUGUGCCGUCUUGAGGCAUGAUUUGUUAAAGGAUAGUACUAGGAUGUACCCCACCCUUUUGAGAGAAGUGAACGCAGCCAGGAGGGCCGUCUUCAGAGAGCGUCUUCUUAUGCGUAACACUAAUUACACAUGUACCACACUUUGACAAUUAGUGAGUGACUCCAUUUCUGAUGUGAUCUUUCAACGUGACUCCAUUUCUGAUGACUAAUUUCUUUAUAAUGUGUCAUGCAUCUUAUGCACUACUUGUCUGAAGCAGUUUUCCAGUGACUCAACUUCUACUGUGCUUUGUCAUUGUGACUCUGCAAUUUCUGAUACAAAUUUCCAGUGUGGACCCUUAACUGAAGUGAUUUUUUUUUCGACGCGACUCAUUUCUUUUCGAUGUGCAGGGGCGCCGUCAAUUUUAAACGCAGACGCAGAAACAAACUGUCCUCCAUUAGGUUAUUAUACCGAUCAAUUUAAUAUAAAUGUGACUAGAAGAAUGCUAAGUUCCCAGGCCUGCUUUGGACAACGCUGACAUUACAUGCGACUGCAAACCAUGUCAUGUUGUUUUGCAUUGCAAUAGUUAUGCAUGUGUAAUGGGUCAAAUGUUUAUGUUUUAUUUUUUCUCAUACGAGGGUGUUAAGAUGGUUUUUCUUGGGGGUACUAGAGCAUGCUAGCCUCUCCCUAGCACCACUCAUGCCAUUGUGACCAUAUCUCAUCUACUCUGAUGCAAUAUACCAACGUGACUUGUCUACUCCAAGUGUGACUCAUUUUAUCUACUCCAUUUAUUGUUUCUUCACUCUUUAUGUAUUCGGACUGGCAAAAGACAUGUUUGGGUAAAAUCUUACAUAGGUUUUAGUAUAAUAUUGUUCAAUAAUGACAAAAAAGACAAAGACAAAAAAGCAGAAAGUGCUUUUGCCUUGUUUUUAACCACUAGAAAAAUGCAUUUCAACCUGAAAACUAGUUUAAAAGCCCAGACUUUGAACACAGUAACAUCUAACGAAGGUAAAUCGAGGUUUAGCUAAAUAUUCAAUCUGUAAUGAAUGCAAGUAAGUA
Messenger RNA from Puntigrus tetrazona (Sumatra barb), 4564 nucleotides. RefSeq names its product reelin domain-containing protein 1-like. The record is from RefSeq and is a predicted model, not a curated record. The coding region runs from base 203 to 1960 and encodes 585 amino acids. Gene Ontology annotation, molecular function: oxidoreductase activity, acting on metal ions. The transcript has 5 exons. NCBI's taxonomy places the organism in Eukaryota, Metazoa, Chordata, Actinopteri, Cypriniformes, Cyprinidae.